CACACACACACACACACACACACACACACACACACACACACACACACACACACACACACACACACACACACACACACACACACACACACACACACCAUAAAGGUGCUGUCAACAAAUCAUCCAUCCCAUAAUUCCACGAGUCGUCGCUACGAGCAACGUGCCUACGUUGCUGCCUUGCUCGCGGGACCGGAGUGAGGGGAAGAGGAAUGUACCAGACUGCGAGUAAACAGAGCAUGGAAAUUCUCACACACACACACACACACACACACACACACACACACACACACACACACACACACACACACACACACACACACACACACACACACACACACACACACACACACACACACACGACUGCUCCUGCUUGAUUUGGGGGGAAUUCACCAGCACUUUUCCAUCAGGUCUACAAAGAGUUUGGUCUCCAUGGGUGUGCUACGAAGUCUCUCGGUGCUGCUUUUUGUUUUCGCUGUGGCCUCGCCAACCACGCUGACUGACAAGGACUAUGGCGGCAUCCCCCUGUGGAUCGACCGCUUGCUCGGCGAGCCCAGCGUGCUGAGCCUAGAGGGUCGCUUGGACCGAGCCUGGUACCGCGCCAACAACCCUCAGGCGUGUCCUUGGCAGUGUGACUGCCCCAUUCAGUGGCCCACGGCGCUGUACUGCGACCGCAGAAGUCUGGCUGCCGUCCCUGGGUUCCUGCCAGCCGCAACUCAGUACCUGUUUCUGCAGGGAAACAACAUCUCCUCCUUGUCUUCGCCACAUCUGGCAAACAUCACUGGGCUCCGUUGGCUCAUCCUGGACCACAACCGUUUGACAAGUGACCAACUAGACCGGGGUUUCCUGCAAAACCAGACGCUACUGAAUUACUUCUUCGCCAACCACAACCAGCUGAGCUCGGUACCCGGCGGUCUGCCAGACGGUCUCAAGCAGCUCAGACUCGCCCACAACAAAAUCAGCAGCAUCGUGCCCGGUGAGCUGAAGAACUUGCAGAACCUGACGGUGCUGCUUUUGCAAGGAAACCGACUGAAGACCAUCAACGAGGGAGCGCUCGAUGGUCUCCUUGGUCUUCACCUGCUGGACCUCGGCAACAAUUCCUUCUCAUUAGUCCCCAAACAUUUACCGCCCUUGGUGCAGCAGCUCUAUCUGUCCAACAACUCCCUCUCUGGGGUCGACGAGGACAGUUUGGUGGGGUUGGUGAACCUCAGGCACCUUGGUCUAAGUCACUGCGGCCUGCAGAGCCCCCACAUCCACCCUGAGGCAUUCAACCUCUCCAGCCUUCUGGAACUGGACUUGUCCUACAACGAGCUCGUGAGCGUACCCACGGUGACCACCACCCUGCAGCACCUUUAUCUGGAGGCCAAUGACAUUCUAGAGCUCAACUUGACCAGUUUCUGCAGAGAAGUGGGCCCUCUGAACUACUCCAGGUUGAAGACCCUGCGACUGGACGGCAACAAGAUGUCCUACCGAGAGCUCCCGUCCGACUGGGCCUCCUGUCUGAGAGCCAUCGAAAGUAUUCAGAUUUGAACAGGCGUCGAUAAUAAAAAUCCAACGGCAUUGUCAUUCCUCAACCAUUGUUUCAACUUCGCCAAGGUUUUUCUUGGGACACCGAGUGUGACAUGCUGUCUCGUUUCUCUCAGGAAAGUGGUUCGACUGAGCUGGGAGUAUUUUGUGACGGACAUAUACAGUACACACAACCAUGAACUGAUUAACGUGGACUCCGACUUAAACAAGUUGAAAAACUUAUUCGGGUGUUACCAUUUAUUGGUCAAUUGUACGGAAUAUGUACUGAACUGUGCAAUCUAUUAAUAAAAGUUUCAAUCUAUCAAUCAAUCAAUCAACCAACCAAUCAAUCAAUCAAUCACAAAAACCUGUAGAAUGGGUGGUCCCCAUGAGUAAUGAUCAAAAACUUGGUCCCCAUUCCAAAUGAUAACCUGUGUGUGUGUGUGAGUUUUCUGGAAAUUCAGACUUAAUGGGGACAUUGCUCUGUUUACACAGUCAUUUUUAGGGGACUUCUGACGGUAUGGGGACCAAAAAAACAGGUCCCCUAAAGCAGAUCAACUUCGCCAAGGUUUUUCUUGGGACACCGAGUGUGACAUGCUGUCUCGUUUCUCUCAAGUAGUGGUUCAACUGAGCUGGGAGUAUUAUGUGACGGACAUAUACAGUACACACAACCAUGAACUGAUUAACGUGGACUCCGACUUAAACAAGUUGAAAAACUUAUUCGGGUGUUACCAUUUAUUGGUCAAUUGUACGGAAUAUGUACUGAACUGUGCAAUCUAUUAAUAAAAGUUUCAAUCAAUCAA
Messenger RNA from Nerophis ophidion (straightnose pipefish), 2303 nucleotides. RefSeq lists its product as uncharacterized. NCBI's taxonomy places the organism in Eukaryota, Metazoa, Chordata, Actinopteri, Syngnathiformes, Syngnathidae. Gene Ontology annotation, molecular function: protein binding. The coding region runs from base 427 to 1524 and encodes 365 amino acids. The record is from RefSeq and is a predicted model, not a curated record. The transcript has 5 exons.